This is a messenger RNA of Pongo pygmaeus (Bornean orangutan), 995 nucleotides long. RefSeq names its product RERG like (gene RERGL). The record is from RefSeq and is a predicted model, not a curated record. The transcript is spliced from 5 exons. Lineage: Eukaryota; Metazoa; Chordata; Mammalia; Primates; Hominidae. The coding region runs from base 55 to 669 and encodes 204 amino acids. Gene Ontology annotation, molecular function: GTPase activity; GTP binding.
ACAGGGCAGCAUAUUUCCAGAAGACAGGACUGACCAAGAAGCAGAAAAAGCAAGAUGAAUGAUGUGAAGCUUGCUGUCUUGGGUGGUGAAGGAACAGGCAAAUCUGCCCUUACAGUGAGGUUUCUUACUAAGCGAUUCAUUGGAGAAUAUGCUUCUAAUUUUGAAUCUAUCUAUAAGAAGCACUUGUGUUUGGAAAGGAAACAACUAAAUCUAGAAAUAUAUGACCCUUGUUCUCAAACACAGAAAGCGAAAUUCUCCCUCACAAGUGAGCUUCACUGGGCAGAUGGGUUUGUUAUUGUGUAUGACAUCAGUGAUAGGUCUUCAUUUGCUUUUGCAAAAGCACUGAUCUACAGAAUCCGGGAGCCACAAACUAGUCAUUGUAAAAGAGCUGUGGAAUCAGCAGUGUUUUUGGUUGGCAACAAACGAGAUCUUUGUCAUGUGCGAGAGGUUGGCUGGGAAGAAGGGCAAAAGCUGGCACUGGAUAACCGAUGCCAAUUUUGUGAACUGUCUGCAGCAGAGCAGUCUCUGGAGGUGGAAAUGAUGUUUAUCAGAAUUAUCAAGGACAUCCUGAUAAACUUCAAACUCAAAGAAAAGAGACGUCCCAGUGGAUCUAAAUCAAUGGCCAAAUUGAUCAAUAAUGUAUUUGGAAAGAGAAGGAAGUCUGUUUAGUAGACAGGUAAUCUUGGCAGUUUUGUUAUAUCAGAGAGUUUCAAACAUUCACAUGAUAAUUAAACUAACCUUUGCAUGCAAUUUUUUUUUUUUUGGUAAAAGGAAUUCUCUUGGAGAUAUGAAAUGAUUGAGUAUGAACCACAGCUGUGUUUUCAAAUAUGCAGUUUGCCCUUUUGGUUGUUGUAUCCUGCUCACUCUCCUUCACACAGAACCUUUCGUUUAUUGUACAACAUUGCACUCACCCUAACCUACUGGCGGACAGCGAUCCCAGUUUGCCUUGCCAAAUAAACUCUGUUUAUGUGAAUUUAUUAAAUGACCAUGCCAUA